Molecule: messenger RNA, 1977 nt
Organism: Callorhinus ursinus (northern fur seal)
Lineage: Eukaryota; Metazoa; Chordata; Mammalia; Carnivora; Otariidae
Product: outer mitochondrial membrane lipid metabolism regulator OPA3
Biological process (GO): regulation of lipid metabolic process
Cellular component (GO): mitochondrion
Source: RefSeq, a predicted model, not a curated record
GGGAGAGAUCGGAGGCGCCCCGCCCAGUCAGCAAGGUUGCGCGUGCCCCGUGCGACCGCCAAGAUGGUGGUGGGCGCGUUCCCUAUGGCGAAGCUGCUAUACCUGGGCAUUCGGCAGGUCAGCAAGCCGCUUGCUAACCGCAUUAAGGAGGGCGCCCGCCGAAGCGAGUUCUUCAAGACCUAUAUCUGCCUCCCGCCGGCUCAGCUGUACCACUGGGUGGAGAUGCGGACCAAGAUGCGCAUCAUGGGCUUCCGGGGCACAGUCAUCAAGCCGCUGAACGAGGACGCGGCCGCCGAGCUGGGCGCCGAGCUGCUGGGCGAGGCCACCAUCUUCGUCGUGGGCGGCGGCUGCCUGGUGCUGGAGUACUGGCGCCACCAGACGCACCAGCGUCACAAGGAGGAGGAGCAGCGCGCCGCCUGGGACGCGAUGCAGGACGAGGUGGGCCGCCUGGCGCUGGCGCUGGAGGCCCUGCAGGCGCAGAUGCAGGCGGCGCCGGCGCGUAGCGCCCUGGAGGAGCUACAAGAGCAGAUGCGAGAGGUGCGCGCCCAGCUCUGCGCCCGGGACCCGCCGCCCGCGUCCCAGGCCUCGUCCCCGUCCCAGGCGGUAUCCGCGGCCAAGGUACAGGAGUCUGCUCAAGUCUGAACUUGGCCGUGGUUGUGUGUGCCCCGAUGUGGCCUUCUCCCCGUGCUACCCCCGCCUGCGCUGGCCCAGCGGAAGCCACCGGGAUCUUGAUGGAACUUGGAUUCAGUUAGCCUCUCCCCCCGGUACCUUCCGCGGGGGCCAGCCCCCCCGCCGGUGAAGCGGUCCCACGAAGCGCCCUCCAAGCCCCAGCUCCUCGGUACAGACCACAGUGCUCAGCGCUCCACCCCAACCCCACACCACACGGACCUGUGCCGUCCCAGCCAGGAAGACAACAGGCUCACUCUUCUGGCAGGAGGAAAAACGGACUGGACUUGAGCUGAAUCGAGCCGUGAACCCCCUCCAGCCCCCAUUUCCGUGAUAAAUGUUACCCUGCCCUGGGGCUCAUCCUUUUCCCUGGAACCUCGCCCCGCUUCCCUUGUGAAUUGGCACAGACCAUUGUACAGAAAUGCAGUGUCCCAGCAUCUAAGGUGGGCUCUGGCUGGGUUUCACCACUCUCUCUGAGGGGAAAGCUUGAACCACUGGAUGCUGUAUCUUCCCCCUUAACCUGAUCUGUGGCACCCUGCGAGACCCCAAGUGGAAUAUUCCAACAGAUCCCUACCCCCCAGUCCUUCAGUCUGGCACAACCUACUAGGAUGUCUGUGCAGGGUCCUCUCUGGCAGCGCCCUCCCAUCACCCCCUCUGUGGUGGAAAAAUGGAUCCUGCCUAAGGCUAAAUCCAACCUGUCCUUCAGCCUCAUCCCCCCGUUUAGCGGUUCUCCAAGUCCCUGAGCCUUUCCUGACAGGUCCUCCUCCGUGGCCUCUCAGCGCACUGCCACCACAUUCCUUGUGUUCCAUCCAGAUCGGCUGACCUGUGUACCCUUGCCCUUCUCUCCUGGGGCUCUGGGCCGGUCCAUCCGUCCCCCUUCACGCGGUGGUGCCCCCGUGCCUCCAGAGCCCUUGGCCUCACCUCCAUCCCACUAGACUAGGCCACCGGUUGGUCUUAACCGUUCUUAGUUUCCCAGGGCUACCAUAACAUGACCACAAACUUGAGGGCUUAAAACCAGAGAAAAGUGUUCUCUCGCAGUUCUGGAGGCCACAGAUCUAAAAUCAAAGACUCAGCAGGGCCAUGCUCCAUCCGAGGGCCCUGGGGGAAGAUACUUCCUUGCCUCUUCUAACUUCUGGUGACUUCAAGCGUUCCUUGCCUUGUGGCUGCAGAUCUCUCGUCUCUGCCUCCAUCUUCAUGUGGCCUUCUCGUGUCUCUCAUAAAGGCACUUGUCUUUGGAUUUAGGGCCCACCCUAAACCUAGGAUGAUCUCACUUCAGGAUUCUUAACUUAUUUACGGAGUUGUUUUUUUUUU